AUGAACAACAGAAGGAGGGGUAGCGGAGCUGCGUACGAAGACCGGAGCAAAGAUACUCGAGAUGGCUCCACCAGACAUCCCCAACAUGAUAGUAAACAGGAGAGAAAUGAUGACAAGGAGAGGAAAAGCCAAGCCAUUAUUGACAACUAUGGAAGGAAAGUAUGGGACAAAGAUUAUUACCAAAAGAAAGCGGAAGAAAAAACAACAAACGAGGAGGAUGAACUUAUUUUAAAAUUACUACCUGAUUUGAAAAAAAAAAAUGUCCCUUCUCCACCACCCCCAUCUGAGAGGAAGCUAUUAGAGGGAAGGAAAGAAAUACUCACACUUGAAAAAAACUUGGGGAAGGUUCAAAUAGUAACAGAAAAGACGAUAAAACAAGAGCAAGGAGGUUACUACUGUAAAAUAUGCGAUUGUGUGUUAAAAGACUCACAGACAUAUUUGGACCACAUCAAUGGUAAGAAUCACAAUCGAAUGCUUGGCUAUAGCAUGAAGGUGAAGAGAGUGGCUCUCAGUGAUGUUGUUAACAAACUGAACGUCUUGCGAGAUGCCAAGAGGAAGAAGGCGCAGCAGGACGAAGUUCCUCUAGAUGUCGAUCCAGAAAGAAGCGUGAAAAAGAGGCUCCUCGAUUUGCAACAAAUGGAAGACAUGAAGGUGCAACGGCGGAAGGAAAAGAAGCUACUUAAAAAGUUGGAGAAGCAGCGGAGGGCUGAGCAGGAAGAGGAGGCGGGUGCGCUGGAGCAGGACGACCAGCAGGAUGCAGAAGAUGCUCAGUUAAGGGAGAUGGUACAAAUUCUUCAAAAUGAUAAGUAUUAA
This is a messenger RNA of Plasmodium cynomolgi strain B, 813 nucleotides long. RefSeq lists its product as hypothetical. Gene Ontology annotation, biological process: mRNA splicing, via spliceosome. NCBI's taxonomy places the organism in Eukaryota, Apicomplexa, Aconoidasida, Haemosporida, Plasmodiidae. The transcript has 2 exons. The coding region runs from base 1 to 813 and encodes 270 amino acids. Gene Ontology annotation, molecular function: nucleic acid binding; zinc ion binding. The record is from RefSeq and is a predicted model, not a curated record. Gene Ontology annotation, cellular component: spliceosomal complex; U4/U6 x U5 tri-snRNP complex.